Molecule: messenger RNA, 1448 nt
Organism: Phlebotomus argentipes
Lineage: Eukaryota; Metazoa; Arthropoda; Insecta; Diptera; Psychodidae
Exons: 2
Coding region: 91-1278 (395 amino acids)
Biological process (GO): TRAMP-dependent tRNA surveillance pathway; exonucleolytic trimming to generate mature 3'-end of 5.8S rRNA from tricistronic rRNA transcript (SSU-rRNA, 5.8S rRNA, LSU-rRNA); nuclear polyadenylation-dependent rRNA catabolic process
Cellular component (GO): nuclear exosome (RNase complex); cytoplasmic exosome (RNase complex)
Source: RefSeq, a predicted model, not a curated record
UGCGACGAGUGGAUGUAGUAAUAGUGCAUUUUAGGUUAAUUUCGCUUCGCAUGGUGAAGGGAAUCAAAACAAAUAGGAAAAGAAGGAAAAAUGCGCGAGAAAAUCUUGACUAACGUGGAAAAAUCCUUUGUGAAUAAGUGCAUCAGUCAAAAUUUGCGCAUUGAUGGGCGGCGCAUGAAUGAUUUCCGGGCGUUAAAACUGUUUUUCGGGAGUGAGUGGGGAAGCGCUCAUGUGGCGCUUGGCGAGACUCGAGUCCUUGUCCAAGUGUCCUGUGAGGUUGUCCAGCCGAAGGCAGUGCGUCCACAGGAAGGACUGCUGAACAUCAAUGUGGACAUUGGGCCAAUGGCAGCUGCACACUUUGAAGCUGGACGUUCUUCAGAUGAAACCAUUCAGAUAAAUCGAAUCCUGGAGCGUGCAUUUAAGGAUUCGCGAUGUGUGGAUCUCGAAUCGCUAUGCCUGGUGGCAGAGGAGAAGGUUUGGAGUGUGAGAGUGGAUGUCAACGUGCUGAAUCACGAUGGAAACAUAAUUGACUGCGCUUCUGUGGCAGUUCUGGCGGCUCUCGCUCACUUCCGGAGACCCGACGUUACGUGGUCUGGCACGGAGUUCACCAUACACAGUCACGCGGAGAAGGAUCCCAUUCCGCUGGUGCUGCAUCACUUCCCCGUGUGCGUUUCCUAUGUGAUCUUCCAGGAUGGAACGAUAUCUUGUGCCGAUCCGACAGAUCUAGAGGAACGUGUCGCCCAAGCGAAGGUUGUUUUCGGACUGAACUCUUAUCAGGAGCUCUGUGGGCUCCAUCUAGGUGGAGUGACACUCCUCUCGGCAGGAUUUGUUAUCGACUUGGCCAGUCGCGGAGUGAAGCAUGCCAAGAAUCACAUCGAAAUGAUUAAGAAUUGCCUGGAGGAAGAUUCCAAGAAGCGCCAGGAAGGCGAGCGAGUGAGUUUUGUAAAGUGCCUUACGAUGGGCGGUAUUAAAUCAUCACAUCAGGAGCGUCUUCCUAUAAAGCUGCCUACGAGAGGUGUUGGAGAGCGAAGGAAAAAGGUGAAAACUGAAGCUGAAGAGGAUGAGAAAAUGGAGGAGGACGCCUUUGAGAUCCAACCAAUUGCUGCAGGGAGUGCUGUUCUGAUGGAGGUGGACAAUUUCGGUUUAGGGGGGCCCAAUAAGUGGAUCCCGGAAGAGGAGAACUCUUCGUCGACGAGUGAGAACGAGGAGGUUGAUGAGAAACCCAGAAGGAUGAAGAGGGAAUCCGGAAGCGAAGAGGAGACUACAGUGACAGUGUAAAUGUAUUUUUAUUUAUGGCUCAAUUUAUAUUCGUUCCGGAAAGUGAUGAGUUUUGUAUUAUUUUUUAGUUUUCUUACUGUUUUAGACUUGGUCUCAGAUGUUUUACAUAUGUGUGCAGCUUCUUUCGUUCCCAUUUCUGUUUUCCUAGAAGCCCUCUUCAAGCUAAAGAA